Messenger RNA from Zygotorulaspora mrakii, 1410 nucleotides. It is a transcript of the gene SVF1, whose product is annotated as Svf1p. Gene Ontology annotation, cellular component: cytoplasm. NCBI's taxonomy places the organism in Eukaryota, Fungi, Ascomycota, Saccharomycetes, Saccharomycetales, Saccharomycetaceae. Gene Ontology annotation, biological process: response to oxidative stress. The transcript has a single exon. The record is from RefSeq and is a predicted model, not a curated record. Bases 1 to 1410 code for a protein of 469 amino acids.
AUGUUGAAAUGGAUUCAGGGAGGUAUAUCAGCGGUGACAGGUAUUGCAGAGCCUGAGUACGGCAGUGAAUAUAUUCACACUGUUACAGAUAGAGUGAAGGGCAAACAACCGUAUCGAGAGACCACCCGUGAAGAUUUGAACUGGCUAUCACCGGAUCACACCAAUGUGGAAACGGCUACAUUCUAUUUCAGUGACUUAAAUACUGGGGUGGUUGGAUUCUUCCAGAUCAUCCAUUCGAAUAUUAUCGGGCUGCAUCUUCAAGCGCAAUUUACGUUUAGAAUCUACGAUUCACAUAACCCAACAAAGUUGAACCUAUGGACAUCCACAAAAUUGGAGGAUUUUAGAGUUGAAGGACCUAAUUUUUAUGCAAAAGAUCUUUUUGUUGAACUGAAUGAAGAAGAUAAUGAGUAUCAUUUCAAGUCAUCCGUCAACCCAAGGUCUACAGUUGAUCUCCGCAUUAGAAGGAUGACACCGGGAUGUAAAGUGGGUGAUGACCCAAGCACUUAUUAUGGUGAUAAUAUCGAGGAACCCUGGGGUUGUGUUAGACAUGUUUUUUGGCCAAGGAAUUCUAUUGUCGGGACAAUAAACGUUAAAGUUCCGGUGGAAUCGGAGAGUGAUGACGAAGAAGGAGCAACAGCUGACAAAAAUGAAGAAACAGAGGCCGGUGCUAAUGCAGAGCCUGCCGCCGCUGAGGAGGCUAAGGAGGAGGCAACAGAAGGAAAUUCAGAGCAAGAUGACGAAGAGUCCUACGAAAGCGAAGAAGCUGAAGUUUUGGAAGAUCGUCAAAUUACAUUUUCCGAAGAAGAUCCAGCUUAUUCAAUGUUUGUCUUGGCUUUCCAAGGGAUGAAACCGCAUCACGCUGCUAAAGCGUGGAAUUUCAUGUAUUUCCAUUCAAAGGAAAACACAGCAGUUUUGAUGGAGUUUACCACCCCAAAAUCGUAUGCAAAUACAAAAGUUUCGUUUGGUAUUCUGACGGAUAACUCAAACAUUUUGUCCGUCACUAUCGACAAUGACUUCAAGCAUCUAAACGCUGAAGUGGACGAUGUCGGUUGGAACGUCCCAAAAGAAAUUAGCAUUGAUUAUGAGGGUUUCACAGUUGAUGUCACAGAUGAAGAAAUAGCAAAUCAAGAAGAGACUGAAAUCCACGAGUCCAAAAAAGUUGUCGCAAAUGUAAACAGUAAACUAGCGAAUCUGGUGGAGAGAAUCGACGUCAUGAAUGAAAUUCCGAAUUUUAUCAAAUCAAUCGUAUCCGGAGUCUCUGGAACAAAACCAUAUAUUUAUCAAUACGCCGUCGAUGGAUCCAGUCUACAGAUCAAUGGCGCUCCUGUCCAAAAGGGUAUCACGUGGAUUGAAGUUACUUUUAUUUCGGAAAGUGAAGAAAUUACUGAAGAAUCCUACGACGAGGCUUGA